AUGUCCAUCUCUGAUCGGGAGGGUUCCGGCCCCGACGAGCUGGAGCCGCCCGGGGAGGACGCCGCCCCCGGGGAGCCCGCGCCCCCUGUGGCCGCCACACACGGUAGUGGUUAUCAGUGUACCGCUCACACAAUACGGGUGUACACUACUUUUAUUCAUUUUUAUUUAAAUAAAAGUGUCAUUCAUAUAAAAAUAAAUUUAAUUUUCGAAAUACCGAAAGCGCCACUUCUGUCAUGGCGUCACUAUGACGUCCGGGCCCUCUGGAACUAAUAUCGUUCUAUAAAUGUGUACGGUUGAAUUCUCUGAAUUCUGAUAUAAGUAAAAGGGGCGUGACGUCACGCGCUGUAUGCGGUCACGUGACAACGAGUAUAAUUUUUUUUUCAAAAUAAUGUAAGAUUAUAAAUACAAUAAGCAUAAAAAUGUGAAAAUCGGUAAUAGCAGAAUUAAGCACUACCAGAGAAAAAUAAUAUGUAUUUAUUUUCGUUUACUGUCUACACCCUUAUUCGCUAUUAUAGUAUAAGUAUUUUAAAUUGAUUAUAUGAUGAUAUCAGACCACUAUCUGAUUUCUUUUUGUUAAAGUGUUCUUAAUUAAAGAAAAAACAAUCAUUUAGAAAUGCUCGCGAAAAAAAUCUGUCACGUGACAUUUUAUAUAAGCCGUGAUGUCGCAUUACGAUUUUAUACUCUUAAACGAAGACGCUGACGUUAAGUUUGUCGUUAUUGCGUCCUCUGUCUACGUCGGUAUGUAACGUGACGUCACACGACGCCCCCUCAUGGCGACGCGCGUUACAGUCCAGAUUUUGUAAAAAUAAAAUGUACUUUAAUUUUUAAAUCAUUUACUGCUUACUUUUAUUUAUGGUUUAAAUAUAAGUUACCAUUUCUAACAUAUGCCGUACUUUAUUGUUAUAUCUUUCAAGUAGUCGAUACCCGCUUUUUCUCUUUUUGACUAUCCAGAAUGCGGUCAUAGCACUGGAGGAACAGUUCAGUGUAAACAAACAUGUGUCAAGCGUGCGAAGCGGGGCCGCGGCGGAGGGACCGGGGGUCGCACCGGACGGGCCGGGGAUAGCUGUGGAAGCACCGGGGACGGCGGUGGAUGAGCUCGAGAUAGACGCGGAAGAGCCCGGUAUGGCCGUGGAGAGUCCAGCGAAGGCAGACGAGAGGCUGGUGACAGAGGUGGACGAGCAGGGGUUAGCCGUGGAAGAGCCGGGGAUAGAGGUAGACGGGCCAGGGAUAGCAGUGGACGGGCCGGGGAUAGCCGUCGAAGGGCCAGGGAUAGCCGUGGAGGGACCUGGGAUAGCCGUGGAGGGACCUGGCAUCGCUGUGGAGGGACCGGGCACAGCUGGAGCGUUAGUGGGGAAAGCCGUAGAGGGCCCGGGCGCGGGGGCGGCGGAGGGGUCGGGCCCGGGGGGAGGGGGGGCACUGCGCAGCGGGAAGGCUUCCUCGGGCAGCGUCCAGUCCAUCGCAUCCUCAUCGACGUAA
This is a messenger RNA of Diatraea saccharalis (sugarcane borer), 1476 nucleotides long. The record is from the annotation of a GenBank genome assembly. NCBI's taxonomy places the organism in Eukaryota, Metazoa, Arthropoda, Insecta, Lepidoptera, Crambidae.